CCUUUCACACAGUUGUAUCAAAUGUAUGUAGCACCGUUUUAAAAUCUUCCAAGUUUCAACACUAACAAAAGUCGACGCACAAAAUCCCCAUUGAGAAAACAAACACUUUCUUUCAAUUUUGGUCCUUCAGAUUCAGGGUUCGGGAAAUCUAUUGAACAAUCCUUAUCAAUAUCUAUUAUAUUUUUGAAAGAAAAAAAAAACCCAGAAAUUCUUCUUAAUCAUUGUAGUAAAUCCGGGCAAUCUUUUGAGCUGGAAAAAGAAUGUCUUCCAAUUUUAUAUGAUCUCUUUUUUGGGGUUUGCAAGAACCUUCCUUCAUGUUUCUGAAUCUGAUUGCUUGAAUCUUUCAUGAGCUGAAAAUUCAUUCCUUUAUUCGUUAGAAAUGUGCAUUGACUUUAUCGGGUCAUGCCGAUUGUAUUGAAUUUCCGUAGUUUAGUUGUCAAGAUUGCAUCUUUAUGGUUUAGGAUGAUAAUUUAUUGAUAUUGAUGAUUGGGUUGAGAUGGGUUUUCUUGAUUAAAGAUUAACAAUCAAGUGUUCUUCUUGUUUGUUGUGGUUUUGGAUUGGUGGGUUGAGUUGUAAAUACUAGGAUAGUGAAGCUCAUAGCAAUGGAUAAGAAUGGUAAGAGUGAUAAAAAGGAGUGUUUAAAUGGUGUAGAUUCUCAGAAUCUUGCACUGAAUGGAGGAAAAGAUGAGCAAGAGGAAUCACAGCUGUUGUUGCCUCCAAAUAAUGAAGGUGGAUUGUCUAAGAAGUCGGGGAAGCCCAGGAGGAAAGUUCAGUGGAAUGAUAAAAAUGGAAAUAAGCUUGCAGAAGUCCUGGAAUUUCAACCAAGAAGUAGUGAUAUAUUUGGAGCACCAUUGUCUGGUGGAGACAAAACCGGACACCAAUGCUCUCUAAAUCUGGUAGAGACAAAAACUGUGAGAUGCUAAAAUAUGACAUACGUAGUGAGUGAAUGUCCAUGACUCUCAAUGUCAAUUUAGUUGAUUGAAUUACAUUCAAGUGAUUGCAGCCAUCUUCUUGCCUCCUAUAUCGUGCUUUCAAAUGCCAAUACUUGCCUUAUUUAGGUGAUCUAGUUGCAUUCUAUAGGAUCUAAAUUGUAAGAGUUGACUUGCCAUUAGAUGAGUUGAUGCAUCUGCAUAAUGUCAUUCAGAUUGUCAGUGUAUUGUGGAGACACACUGGUUGUUUAGCAUUGGCAUUUCAAAAUCAAGUAUGAUCUUGUCAUCAUUCCAACAGUACUAUCUUCUGAAUAGGCAUCCCGUAAUUGUCUCAUUUUGUUUUGCAUUCUUUAUCAAUAUAUUGUCCCUUCCUCUGAGAAUCUUAGAUUGACAUUAUGCUUGCAAGAUCAAGGAAUAUGUCCUCCAUUGUAUCGUAUCUAUAAUACUUCUACAGGAGAUUGCUGUUAUAUCUUAAUUCCUUGGUCCUUGGGAUCCUUUUCUUCUUCUUUAACUGGCUUUCAGAUUUUACUUUUCCAAGUUGGAUUAUGAGAGAAUGAAAGGAAAGGGGAAUCUGGAAAAUUUUUGGACAAGCAGGGGAUUUUGGGAGGGAUGCUUAGCCUUGAAGAUUUAAGUUUCACAAGUAAAUGUGCUGUAGAAUUGUUUUAUUUAGCCAAUCUAGUUCGGGGACCUUGCCUGGAAUUAACUUUUUCCUGGGACAUGAAUGUGACGGCUGCUGCUAAGAAAUUUCUUUUGGCAUGACUGCGGAUGCCCAUCAGCACUAACUUUUGGUGUAGGAGGAUAGCUUUCCAGGCACCAAGUUGCUUUAUAGGAAUCUUCAGUGUUAUGGGUUCUGGCAUCCACGGUUCUGGCACAAGUUACGUCACAUAUUUUGCACUAAAAUUUGUUGGUUGCCAUGUUUUCAAUGCCUUACAGCAGGAUAUGCACUUAAUCAUGAGCCCAUUGAACAUCUAGGCUACCUUUAUGUCUUGACAUAAACAAGUGUAACGAAUCAUUGCUUUAUUUAGUGCAUAAUAAACUUUGGCACUCUACCCUUACUGAAAAUAGCAACUGGAAUACACGUGUGUAACCUUGAUUUCACCCAAAAAAAGUUUGCGCCUCUUUCCAUAUUCGAGAUAGAUUUACCGUACUGAGGAAUGCAUGUUGGCAUUUGACAAUUCCCUGUGAAUUGGUUUCCAGACUUGUUCAACGGACGGUGGCUAUAUUACUCAAUAAACUGAAGUUGUUCUGAUGUAAUUUCUUGUUUUUC
Messenger RNA from Coffea arabica (coffee), 2196 nucleotides. The record is from RefSeq and is a predicted model, not a curated record. NCBI's taxonomy places the organism in Eukaryota, Viridiplantae, Streptophyta, Magnoliopsida, Gentianales, Rubiaceae.